This is a messenger RNA of Spizellomyces punctatus DAOM BR117, 960 nucleotides long. Its product is annotated as phosphomannomutase. The record is from RefSeq and is a predicted model, not a curated record. Bases 87 to 845 code for a protein of 252 amino acids. Gene Ontology annotation, cellular component: cytosol. NCBI's taxonomy places the organism in Eukaryota, Fungi, Chytridiomycota, Chytridiomycetes, Spizellomycetales, Spizellomycetaceae. Gene Ontology annotation, biological process: protein N-linked glycosylation; GDP-mannose biosynthetic process; mannose metabolic process. The transcript has 4 exons. Gene Ontology annotation, molecular function: phosphomannomutase activity.
UCGCCAUCUUGCAUUGUCAUCGCUUUCAUCAACGGUCUUUUUUUACUUGUUUUUAUUAACCACCUUCUUUCAACGAGAGUAACACGAUGGCGAAUUGGAGCGAACGUCCACUUUCCAACACCUUGGUUCUUUUUGACGUGGAUGGGACGUUAACCCCUGCCCGCAAGACCAUUUCCCCAGAGAUGAAGCAACUCCUUGCUGACUUGCGAAAGAAAGUGGUCAUCGGGUUCGUUGGCGGCUCUGACUUGAGCAAGCAGAAGGAACAGCUCGGGGACGAUUGCCUAGAAAACUUUGACUUUUGCUUUUCCGAGAAUGGCCUGACUGCAUACCGUAGUGGCCAGCAAUUGGCGUCUCAAAGCUUUAUUAACUGGAUUGGCGAGGAACCAUACAAGAAGCUAGUCAACUUCAUUCUCAAGUACAUUGCCGAGCUCGACAUUCCAAAAAAGCGCGGCACGUUCGUCGAGUUCCGUAACGGCAUGAUCAAUGUUUCUCCCAUCGGGCGUAACUGCUCCCAUGCUGAGCGCGAUGAAUACGAGGUCUAUGACAAGCAACACAAGAUCCGCGAGAAAUUUGUCGAAGCGUUGAAGACAAACUUUUCGAACCUGAGCUUGACAUACUCUAUUGGGGGGCAAAUCUCUUUCGACGUGUUCCCUACCGGAUGGGAUAAGACCUACUGCCUCAACCAUCUGAAAAAUGAGAAAUUCGCCUCGAUUCACUUUUUCGGUGACAAGACAUUCCAGGGCGGUAAUGAUUAUGAAAUCUACACUCAUAAUGACAUUACUGGACAUAGCGUCACUUCACCGGAAGAUACAGCGCGUAUUUUGAAAGAAUUGUUCUUUCAGUAAGUUAGAAACUAGAACAUAUUCACCCUAGACGUACUGUAGCCACUAUUGAGCAAAACUAUGUUCAAUAUAUUACAAUAUAUAAUUUGAAGACUCAGCUACAGUUAGCAAUGAGAGA